Molecule: messenger RNA, 1370 nt
Organism: Plectropomus leopardus (leopard coralgrouper)
Lineage: Eukaryota; Metazoa; Chordata; Actinopteri; Perciformes; Serranidae
Product: phosphatidylinositol transfer protein alpha isoform-like
Biological process (GO): phospholipid transport
Cellular component (GO): cytoplasm
Molecular function (GO): phosphatidylcholine binding; phosphatidylcholine intramembrane carrier activity; phosphatidylinositol binding
Source: RefSeq, a predicted model, not a curated record
GGCAUCUUUCAGGAAGACAGCCCGGAAUAAAAAGCCUACAGCGGCGCAUGAGCGACUUCUGUUAGACCCAGAGAGGAUUUUCCAGGUUUCCUGCCGCUGUUUAAACGGAGGCACAGUCAACAUGCUGAUAAAAGAGUUCCGAAUUGUUCUGCCCGUUUCAGUGGAGGAGUACCAGGUGGGUCAGCUGUACGCAGUAGCAGAGGCCAGUAAAGGUGAGACGGGUGGAGGAGAAGGUGUGGAGGUGUUGGAAAAUAGGCCCUAUGACGAGAACGGAGAGAAGGGGCAGUACACCCACAAGAUCUACCACCUGAAAAGUAAAGUACCAGGUAUAAUCAGUAAGAUUGCCCCAGAAGGUGCACUGGAGGUGCACGAGAAGGCCUGGAAUGCAUAUCCUUACUGUAAAACAGUCCUUACAAAUAAGUACAUGGGAGACAAGUUCAAGAUUGUAAUCGAGACGUGGCAUAAGCCUGAUAUGGGGGAUCAGGAGAACGUGCACGGACUGGACGGGAGCCAGUGGAAAAACGUGGAAGUAGUUGACAUUGAUAUUGGUGACAGAAGUUGCAUAAAUACAAAGGACUACAACCCAGAUCUCGAUCCGGCCACCUUUAAGUCAAAGAAGACGGGUAGAGGGCCUUUGGGACCAGGCUGGAAGAAAGAACUCGCCAACAACCCCGACUGUCCACACAUGUGUGCUUAUAAACUAGUCAGUGUUGAAUUUAAGAAGUGGGGACUGCAGACCGCUGUGGAAUCACACAUUCAAAGAAUUGAGAAGCGCAUUUUCACCCACUUCCACAGACAGCUGUUCUGCUGGAUCGAUAAAUGGAUCGAUCUGUCGAUGGAUGACAUAAGACACAUGGAGGACAAGACGAAAGAGGAGCUGGAUGAGAUGAGGAGCAGUGAUCCAGUUAAAGGCAUGGGGACUGACUAACUCAAUCACGCUCGGAGACAGGAGGACUUGACUUCAUUCAGGAGGCUCGGAGUCCUCCGCUCGGACACUGGACCUGGAACAGCUUGAUAGGCAUAAUUUUGAAUACCACACUAUAGAUCCUAAUAAGAUUUGCUCUUAAUAAGAGCACAUUAUUGUAAAGCAAUUGUGUGUAUUUAUCUACUACAUGUGAAUACAACCACAGCAGCUUUUAGUUUUUUUGUUGUUAAGGGAUAAGUUUAUCAGUUUGGGAAUCUGUUCUGAGGAUGAAGCAUUUUUGCUUAUGCCUGUUUAGUUAUCUUAAAUUUUAAGACAUUAGGGAAAAUGCUAUGGGUUUUUUUUCUUAGAGGAAAUAUUUCAGAUUACUGUUAUCCUUUUUAAUUGCAGUUAUUUGUCUCUUGAUUUUGUAUAUUCCAUUUCUCAGUGAUUUAUAGUUAUUUUGUCU